Molecule: messenger RNA, 480 nt
Organism: Staurois parvus
Lineage: Eukaryota; Metazoa; Chordata; Amphibia; Anura; Ranidae
Source: the annotation of a GenBank genome assembly
UGGUGCGCUGUGUCCCUCGGACACAGCGGAUCACCGAUCAACGGAAAGAGCCGAAGAUGUUGGCUCGGUCAUGUGAUCAGCUGUGUCCAAUCACGGCUGAUCACAUAGGGGACAUGUGCACUGAUCAUCAGGGCACUGAUGAUCAGUGUGCCCUGAUGAUUUUUGUAGCCCCAGCAGUGCCAGCUGUCAGUGCUCAUCCAUGCCACCUGCCAGUGCCCAUCAGUGCCACAUCAAUGCCACAUAUCAGUGCCUACCAGUGCACAUCAAUGCCACAUAUCAGUGCCCAUCUGAGCUGCCUUUCAGUGUCACCCAUCAGUGCCAGCCAGUGCCACCUAUCAAUGCCAGUCAGUGCCACCUAUCAGUGCUGCCAGUCAGUGCCGCCUAUCAGUGCCCGUCAGUGUCGCCUAUAAGUGCCACCUACAGUAAUAGUCCCAGUCAGUGCCACCUAUCAGUGCCGCCUAUCAGUGCCAGCUAUCAGUG